Molecule: messenger RNA, 1917 nt
Organism: Dictyostelium discoideum AX4
Lineage: Eukaryota; Evosea; Eumycetozoa; Dictyosteliales; Dictyosteliaceae
Product: acyl-CoA oxidase
Exons: 3
Coding region: 1-1917 (638 amino acids)
Biological process (GO): fatty acid beta-oxidation; fatty acid metabolic process
Cellular component (GO): peroxisome
Molecular function (GO): oxidoreductase activity, acting on the CH-CH group of donors; acyl-CoA oxidase activity; flavin adenine dinucleotide binding
Source: RefSeq, a predicted model, not a curated record
AUGGAAUCAACAAUUAGAAGAAUUCAAAUUAAUACACUACAUUUAUUAUCAAAUAAUGAUUGUUUAUCAGAGAUUGAUCCACAAUAUAUGGAAAUUAAACAAUCAUUCGAUGCCAAUUUAUUAAAUAAAUAUUUAUUUCCAUAUGAACUAGAAUUAAAAGAAUCUUUAUCAACUUUUUGGAAUAAUGAAAAUUUUUUAUUACAACCAUCUUUUGGUCUUUCACUUGAACAAGAUAGAGAAUUAACAUUUAACCAAUUUAAAAAAUUAAUGGAAUUAGCAACAAAACAUUUUGGUUUAAUUGAUUUAGAAAGAAAUCCCAAAAAAAUUGCAGUUUUCACACAAGGUUAUAGAUUCCAAAACCCAAGUGUUACAACUUUAAUGGGCGUGCACUUUUCAUUAUUUGGUGCAUCAAUUGUAUUUUUAGGAUCAGAAGAACAAAGAAAGAAAUAUACUGAAAAGGUAGAAAAAUUAGAAAUUAUUGGAUGUUUUUCAUUAACAGAAUUAGGACAUGGAUCAAAUGUACAAUCAAUUGAAACUAUUGCAGAAUAUGAUCAUGAUAAAGAAGAAUUUAUUAUAAAUUCACCAACUAUUACAAGUCAAAAAUAUUUUAUCGGUGGAUCAGCAAAGAAUGCAACACAUACAAUUAUUAUGGCACAAUUAAAAGUUAGUGGUAAGAUGGAAGGAGUUCAUGCAUUUGUUGCAAGAAUUAGAAAUGAUGAUGGUAGUCUAGUGAAGGGUGUUGAUAUUAGAGAUUGUGGUGUAAAGAUGGCUUUGAAUGGUGUUGAUAAUGGUAGAAUCAUGUUUAAAGAUUUACAUAUACCAAGAGACCAAUUAUUGAAUAGAUUUGGUGGAGUUAACAAAGCAGGCAUUUACACAUCACCAAUUAAUCCUGCAAAUAAACGUUUUGCCAAUACCAUUGGUGCAUUGGUACUUGGUCGUUACAUUGUUUCAAUUGGGUCAGUUGCAUUUAAUUCAGUUGGCUUGACCACGGCAAUUAGAUAUUCAUUCUCUAGAAAACAAUUCCAAGGUUCAGAUCCAAAAUUCGAGAAACAAUUAAUAUCCUAUUCCUCGCAUAGAAAACGUUUAAUUCCACAUUUGGCAAACACCUACGCCACCCAUUUCUCAAAUAAUUAUCUAUUGGAUUUAUUGUCUGAAAAAGAGAAAAAGGAGAAGGAAAUUCAUAUUUUAGCAUCGGCUUUAAAGGCUUAUAGUUCUUGGUCAACUCGUGAUUGUCUUCAAGAGUGUAGAGAGGCUUGUGGUGGUCAAGGGUUCUUGAGUGAGAAUUUAAUUGGUAAUUUCAAAUCAGAGACUGAAAUCUAUACAACUUUCGAAGGUGAUAAUAUACUAUUAUAUCAACAAGUUGCCAAAUUCAUGUUAUCCGAAUCUAGAAAGAAUCCACCAACAGAUUAUCAACAACCUUCAAAUGAACAAAAACAAAGAACUGAUAGAAAUUACAUUAGAUCUUUCGAUUUCUUAUUGGAAGCUUUAAAUUCAAGAUUAAAUCAAACCAUUCAAUAUGUAACUGAGAAAUUAAGUGAUUCCGUCUCUGAAGGUUCUGCAAUUAUGGACGCUUGGAAUGAUAAUGGUACCUAUAUCGUUCGUUUAGGUGUUGCUUAUACUGAAAAAACUAUCCUCGAUAAAUUCAUUGCCGCUGUUAACAAUUAUCCUGAUGAAAACACUAGAAAUGCUCUCAAACUUUUAGUUUCACUCUAUGUAUUAAAUAUUAUAGAUCGUGAUAAUUGGUUCUUAAAAUAUCAAUUCAUCUCACCUCAACAAUCUGAAUCAAUUUCAAUUCAAAUCUUAGAACUUUGUAAAGAAAUUGUUCCUUAUUCAAUAUCUUUAACUGAUGCUUUAGGUUUUGAUCAUCAAAGAUUAGGUCCAAUUGCUGGUGAUUGGAUUUCAAGAAAUAAAUUUUAA